AUGUCUGGAAUAAAAAGAACCAUUGAAGGCAAGGACCCGGAUUAUGAAGAUAUAUCGGUCGUUCAUCAGAACAAGCGGCAUAAGGCCAUUGAAACAUCAGCUCGAGAUGCUGCAAUCUUGAAAAUAGAAUCAGUUGUUAAGGAUCAGUUCGCUAUUGAACUGAAGAAUAAAGAACAUGAGAUUGAAGUUAUUGAUCAGAGGCUGAAUGAAGCUAGACGUAUGAUGGAUAAACUCAGAGCAUACAUUGUGGCUAAUUAUUAUGCUUCUGCAGGGUUUAGUAAAGGACAUGAGGGCACCUCUGCAUGUGAUCCCACAAUUCUAAAUCAUCCAUCUAUCAAAAAAUUCUUGGAAUCCCCUUCACGAGCUUCAUCCCCUGCAAACCACCGUUCAGACACCCCUUCUGUCAGUAAUUCGGAGACUGACUCUAUAUGUACUCACAGUGAGCUGCUAGAUAAAGAUUGUCAUGGAGCUCCCAAAACUGGGCACAAAGAGACCUCUUCUGCAGAAGGAAAGCUGGGGAAGGAUUCCGUGCCAACAGAAAAUGACAAUCAAACUGCUGGGUUUGCAAGAUCCAUAGACACUUCCAGGCGUUUUGUGAAGAAAACUUUGGUUGUUGGAAACGUCUCAAAGUACAUUCCUCCUGACAAACGGGAAGAAAAUGAUCAGUCUACACAUAAGUGGAUGGUCUAUGUACGUGGAUCUAGAAAGGAGCCAAGCAUUGAUCACUUUGUGAAAAAGGUUUGGUUCUUCCUGCACCCAAGCUACAAGCCUAAUGAUCUUGUAGAAGUCAGAGAGCCUCCUUUCCAUUUAACACGCAGAGGAUGGGGUGAAUUUCCUGUGAGAGUGCAGAUCCACUUUAAAGACAGUCAGAACAAGCGGAUAGAUAUCAUACAUAACUUGAAGCUGGACAGAACUUACACUGGGUUGCAGACCCUAGGAGCAGAAACGGUUGUUGAAGUUGAGCUUCUAAGACAUUCCCUUGGCGAAGAUUAUCUGUAUUCACAAUCUUCCAAUGAAACUACUCAGUCUGAUGGGAGCACUCCAGGACCUGUUAUAGUUAAAACAUCUUCUCCUAACAAAGGGAGCCAUGAAUUGGCUGAAAAAGGUUUUAGCAUGACUUCAGAGCCCACAUUGUACACUCAGACCUCAGCACUUGAGCGCACACCAACAAAAAUGACUCAGAGGUUUACUAUUGGAGCUCAUGGCAGCACUGCUUUCCAGCCUAUCACUGCCAGCUGCAAGAUUGUCCCUCAAGGACAGGCAACAAGCUUGGCUGAGUCCCCUGGGAAAUCUUUCCAGCCAAUCACAAUGAGCUGCAAAAUUGUGUCUGGUAGUCCAACAGGCAAGCAUUCAAGUAUAUCACAGGCUGGAACCCGUUCUCCCUUGCCAAAGAUUCAUGGGAGCAAUUUUGUUAAUCAGAAUAUCAAGGUGAUCAUAAAACAAGAGCCUGUUGAAACUUCUCAGCAACAGCAAGAAGCUCCUUCAACAUCGCAACCAUCAGUCCAACAAAUUGUAACUGUGAAGGGCAACCAAAUGAUUGCUGUGUCACCUCAAAAGAAUCUUGGCAAUCCUGAGGGGGCUAAGGUUGUUGGAAUUCCUGUUGGAUCAGCUGUAUCAGCAUCAAUUAAACCUUCUGUGACUAUAAGUGGUGGGCAGAUCCUUGUUGCCAAAUCCAGCUCUUCAGCUGCCAAGGCAGUGGCAGCCAAACAAAUGUUAGCUCAAGGUGUGGCCAAAGCGGUUGUUAGCAGUGGAAACUCCAAUGUUUUAACACAGUCCUCGCAAAACGUAACAAAAGCACAAGUUACAUCUGCUGUAUCAGCAAAAACCGGAACCCAGGGGUCAGUAAUGGCAACUCUACAGUUGCCAUCCACAAAUAUAGGUAACUUGGCAAACCUACCUCCUGGCACCAAAUUAUACCUCACCACCAACAGCAAGAGCACUUCUGGUAAAGGAAAGCUGUUACUUAUACCUCAAGGAGCAAUCCUGAGAGCUGCUAGUACUGCAAAUCUGCAGUCAGGAGCAUCCAGCAGUGGUGGCUCUAGCACAGCAGGAACCUCUACAGGGCUACCCCAGCAUCUCACCUACACAUCCUAUAUUCUGAAACAGACACCUCAGGGCACCUUUUUAGUUGGACAGCCAUCCCCACAGACCUCUGGAAAGCAAACCAGCUCGAAUGUUGUGGUUCAAGGCAGUGGUGGGUCAUCUGCACAGGGUCAGCAAACAAUAAAAAUAACUGCUGGACAGAAGAGCACACUGAUUGCACAGGCAAACAGUGGUUCAGCUGGAUUAGUAAAGAUAUCAGAAAAUGUUCUAAAGUCAUUGCCAGCGGCAUCACAAACACAAAAACCUGGUACCACAUUGUUGAGGGUCGCUGGUGGGGUAAUAACUACGGCCAGUACAUCGUUGCCAUCCUCGUCUGCAAGUGGAUCAAGUCAACAGGCUGCAGAAGGCUCCAGUACAUCUACACAGAAUGUGUCAUCAAGCAAAAUACAUGUCCAACAACACACAAGCACUGCUGGUAGCAGCCACAUAAAAUCUCUGUCCAGUGGGAAAUCUUGCACACUGCCCAUACCAGUGUUAUCAUCAAGAGCCGUGCUUAGUUUGGCUUCCAACAGUUCAUCUCUAACAGUGAAAGCAGAACCUGACCACAACAGUGCUUCAUCCUUCCAUACUGGCAGUUCAGCAGUGAAGAUGGAGGAUACCUUAGAUCAGGAAUCCAGCUCUGUGAAGACAGAACAUCUGCAGAACUUCAAGCAGUUGUUAACUGCAACCGUGAAGAAGAUCCCUCUAAUAGGUGAAAGAGAUGAGGAUGGCAGUAAUUUAUUUUGUGCAAGCUCAGUGGAGCAGUAUUACAGUUGGAAUAUUGGAAAAAGAAGAGCAUCUGAGUGGCAACGAGCUGUGGCCAUGAAAAAAAUGCUUCAUGAAAUAAUUGAAAAGCAGCCAAAAUUUAGCACUAUUGCUCCACUGAAAACCAAGGAAAUUGUACACUGGUGUCGCAUUCAUGGUUACACUCCUUCUGAUCCAGAGAGCAGUGAUGAUCGGGAAUCCAUUGAAGAUGUGCUGACUCGAAUAGACAACGAAGCUUCUUUACCUUCCUCUUAUUCCUGCUCUGAGGCUCUCUGUCAUAAGAUAGAGGAGUUGGAGAAGGUUCUUAAAAAAGAGAGAGAAAUCGAUGAGGAUGUGGACAUUAUAAGCAUGGAGGAAGAAGAGAAGCCUUGCAUCAAGAAGGAAAAUGAAAAUGGAGAUGAUGAUAAAUUUUACUUAACCCCAAAUUUAUCCUGCGAGUUCAUCAGAGACACAGCACAGGAGAUUGGAAUCUCCUUACAACCAACUGAAAUUCAGACAAAUGUGUAUGCAUCUCCAGUGGAAGAAAUGAUCCUAAAGGCCACUGAGCAAUUUGUCAGUGAUGUUCUAAGAGAUGCUUUAGCUGUGGCAUAUCAGAUGACUUCUCGGAAACGGGCUCCAAGAGAAAUCACCAUUACAGACAUCCAUCAAGCCAUUUGCAACAUUCCGUUAUUUGACUUUCUCACAAACAGGCACAUGGGUGCUUUGAACAUGGAUGAUGAACUUUCUUUGAAAUAA
Molecule: messenger RNA, 3582 nt
Organism: Staurois parvus
Lineage: Eukaryota; Metazoa; Chordata; Amphibia; Anura; Ranidae
Source: the annotation of a GenBank genome assembly